AUCUCAGUGUACCAGACCUAAAAACAAAGAAAGCAGUUAUGCGCAGAGAAAGCUGGGUGGUCAACAAAGAUAAAUGUCUUCUUUUUUUUUAAGAUGGGGGUAUCGUUCUGUUUAAAGAGGAGGAGGUCUCUCAACGAACGCAUGAACUCCAUGGCUUCCCGGUUCUCCAGCUUCCAGCUUCUCACUGGCUCACUGGUUAGAGGGAUGGGAAUGCGUUCAUGAGAGAUAGAGCCCCCCCGCCUUGAGAAUGGGCAGCUUCAGGCUUCUGCUGGAAUGUGAACAGGUCCAGACCUGACUUCCGCAAAAUACAGGAAGCUGAUCGCUAACCGUUGGCAGGCAGACACAGAACACUGUGGUGUUACGCCUCGGUGGUGAACUUAUAUACUUAAAAUAUAUAUAUAUAUAUAUACACACAGUAGAUACCUUGUUAUAUGUGACUUUCAAAUAGCUAAGCAAGAAGAUUCACAUCAAAGAUGGAAGACAUCGACGCCAUGUUCUCCGACCUCCUCGGGGAGAUGGAUGCCCUGACCCAGAGUCUCGACGCUGAGGUCCAGCCCCCGCAGCCCCCGCAGCCUCCGCCUGCCUCAUCCGAAGACAUGGACUUCUCCGUGGGUUUUACAGACCUCAAAGCAUCCCUGAACGAGCUGGAGGACAAUGACCUGGAUGCGCUGAUGGCUGACCUGGUGGCGGAGAUCAAUGCCGUGGAGGAGAGCGUGGCGCAGGCAAAGAGUGCUGGUGGGGCCCCUAAGCCACCCCCGCCAAAGACUCAAGACCAUGCAGCCCCUCACCCCGCUGUGCAGAACAACCUCGGCCCCAGCAUCCCGGCCUUUGCGCCCUCCCCGGAUUUAACCACCCUAUCUCCGGCACUCAAACCACAACUGCCGGAGGAUGCUGAGGCUCAGGCCAAAGCAGAUAAAAUAAAGCAGGCUCUGGAGAAGCUGAAGGAGGCCAAAGUGAAGAAGCUCGUCACUAAGGUCACCAUGAGCGAUGAAUCUUCCAAGACCUUGAUGGUGGACGAAAGGCAGAUGGUGCGAGAUGUGCUGGACAACCUCUUUGAGAAGACACACUGCAACUGCAGCGUGGACUGGACCCUGAUUGAGACCAACCCUGAGCUAAACACCGAAAGAGGAUUUGAAGACCAUGAACAUUUAGUGGAGACCUUGUCCGCAUGGACGAGAGACAGCGAAAACAAAAUCUAUUUCCUGGAGAAGGUUGACAAAUAUGCAGUCUUUAAAAACCCACAGAACUUCUACCUCUGGAAGAAAGACAAAAAAGCUCUCCAGGACGUGAAAGACAAAGACAAGGAGUUACUCCUGAAGGAGAAUUUCUGCGGGACCUCCAUUAUUGUACCAGACCUGGAGGGAGUCCUUUAUCUGAAGGAGGAUGGGAAGAAAUCGUGGAAGCAGCGAUACUUUCUGCUACGGGCAUCCGGAAUUUACUAUGUUCCAAAAGGGAAAACCAAGACUUCCCGUGACCUGGCGUGCUUCGUGCAGUUCGACAACGUCAACAUUUACUAUGGCAAGGAGUACAAGAACAAGUACAAGGCGCCCACGGACUUCUGCUUUGUCCUCAAGCACCCGCAGAUCCAGAAAGAAUCCCAGUACAUCAAGUACCUGUGCUGUGAUGAUGCAUGGACCAUGACGCUUUGGGUGACCGGCAUUCGCAUCGCUAAGUACGGGGUGAAGCUGUACGAUAAUUACAAGGCCGCUGUUUCGAAAGCAACAACGUCGUCCCUCUUCGCUAACCGUGCAGCCCCCUCCACCUCCACGUCCUCUGCUGCCCCGGCUGCUAAGACCCCGGCUCAGGCCAACGGACACGCAGGGCCGCCCCCCCUCGCCACGGCGUUCUCUGAAGCCUGGACCCAGGCUGAGAAUAAGGAUCACAGUGACCUGUCUUCCCUGCCACUGCCACCUCCGGACCCCACCCUACCACCGCCACCGCCCCCACCGGCUCUGCCCAAGAAAGACAAACUUACCAUACAGCCGCAGUCCGGAAACUUCCCCCCACCGCCACCACCAACCAUGGACUUUCCGCCCCCACCUCCAGACCACCUGCUUGAGCUGCCCCCCGACUUCCUGCCACCGCCUCCUCCGGCCCCUGGUGAACAGGAAUCCCAUACUCUCCCACCCCCUCCGCCACCCCCUCCCCCACCCCCACCCGCACCCGCAGUGGUGCCAAAUCCAGCUCCUGCACCAAAGAAGAUGAGCCCUGCUCCCCCACAGAGGAUGACCCCUGUUGCCACAGCGCCCGCCGGUGAAGACUUAAUGUCAGAACUGAUGCUAGCGAUGCAGAAGAAGCGAAAACCCCUAUAAAGGAGGUCAGGAUGUUCAGGGUCUGGGAAAUAUAUUUAUACAUAUUUUAAUACAACAUGAUAAUUAGCAUGUAUCAUUUUUAAAAAGGAAAACGCAGAAAACUGAAAAUAAAAUGUAACAUUUAAAUCAUACACAGUUCAUUAAAUUACCAUACAUCUGUUAACAUAACUCGGACAGUCAUUGUAUAUACAUUUUGAAGACAAUAUUCCAAGUAAAGACACUCAGUCAAUUUGCUUUCCUGGAUGUGAACGAUCCACUACAUCUGUGCCAGGCGAAAAAACUCACUCCAUCAGGCUGAAGUCGAAUGACCACUAAACAACCAGCAUCAUCAGUCUAUGGGCCAAAUACAUCCGCUGACCCCAAGGUCAGUGGGGAAGAAAAGGUUCAUCAACAGCCAAUCAGAUCUCUAUGGGAAGAACAGCUGACGAUUCAGUUUAUAAUGAACAAUGUGUGCCAGUAAUCCAAAUCUUUAAAAACUCAACAAAGGACUGAAGUCUACUAAUAAUAACCACCCCCCCAGCCUUACCUCCCUCUUUCUUACCCCUCCCAUCAUAUAGCUGGGCUGAGCGCACAGGCUCAUCGCCAACCAUGAGUAUACAGACCAAAACAAAACAUUUUUCAUGGUCUGUGUUUCAUCACAAUGAUAACCAUAGGCAGUUUUGUCUCCCGAUUUCCGACUGGACCGUAUAAACCCGCUGCGCUUGGCCCUCUUUCUGCUGGAGCAAUAACACCCUUCACAAGCUGUAAGUACUGUUUCAACAGCUGGAGGUGCUUUCCUGAUGUCAUCUUCCGUAACCUGAUGUCACCACUGUUGAUUUACUGAUAUCCCACUUUUCACUCCCCCUUGACUAUAAUUUCAAAUCGACUUUGCAGCAGAACCAUCCAGACUUACUGCUCUCACUGAUCCAGGCAUUAUUUCCAGUCUGUAGUUAAUUAAUCACAAAAAUAUCCAUAUUCGCUGCAUCUUGUCUAGGACAGAUUAUAAACGAUAGACUGGUGUUAUAACUGUCCAAUACAGAUUCAAAGAUAUAUUGCAGAAUGCAUAUUAAGUUGAAAAAUAUUGAGACCAGAGUUUAAAGCACAUGUUUAAGCUGUACAGUAUAACAUAUUGGUGACAUUGCUUAGCAGGUUGUGGAAAUAGCCCUCCAGGAUAACCAGACUGCUGUGUCUUUACAUGUAUAUGUAAGGGUUUGCCUUGGUCAGUAAAAUACAUUAAAUACAUUAAUACAUUAAAACAAAAUAAUAAUAA
This is a messenger RNA of Paramormyrops kingsleyae, 3561 nucleotides long. RefSeq names its product amyloid beta (A4) precursor protein-binding, family B, member 1 interacting protein (gene apbb1ip). The record is from RefSeq and is a predicted model, not a curated record. NCBI's taxonomy places the organism in Eukaryota, Metazoa, Chordata, Actinopteri, Osteoglossiformes, Mormyridae. Gene Ontology annotation, cellular component: plasma membrane; cytosol. Gene Ontology annotation, biological process: signal transduction.